UUUGUUCCUUAUCCUUUCCACGGCUACGGACACCUCAAAUGGAACGAGAUUGGCUUAUCUCUGAAAUCUCGAACACGUCAAGCGUCGAAGUGAUACUUUUCUCUCUUUGGUUGCCGUUCCGACUUUAAGGCCAGCAUAAGGCUGUACACAAUAGCCGGUCGCUCAGAGCCACUUCUCUCGCUAUCGACUUGUCGACAGUCUGAAGGGCAAGCAAACAUCACCGCCAACGCACGUCCACGUUCGAGCAAGUGCGCCUUCGAGUUGCAAAUCUUCCAGGUAGUAAUAUCCUCUCAAGCGGAUAAAUUGCAAUGCCGUAUACGCGCUCUCCGUCCAGCUCUAGCAGGCAAUCCAUUGUCAUUCGCAGGCGGGAUAGCGACGGAUCUGACACGCGGUAUUACGAGGACAGAAGACCGUCCAGAUCACCGAGCUCCACUGAUUAUUAUCGAAAACCUGACAAUGUCCUUGAUGUCGAGCUUCAAGACAUCGCUGGCGGCUCAAACUUCAUUUCGCAGGGCCUCGCCAAACAGUCCACGCUCAACAAGAUCCAGUGGUUGGAAGUCGCACGCCACCGGCAUCACAUUGAGAAGAUCGAGAAACAAAACAUUCUGAGUGUUCGCAGAUACGUUGAUCAAGACGCGCGGGAAAUUGCCGUCGUGCAAUCGCAGCCCGGAGAUAGUGGUCAAAAGAACAGUUAUCAGUUUCAGUGGAUCCACUCGCAAGCGCGGCUUCGAAAGUUGCAGGAUUUUCAGAACUUCGUACCAACCAUUGAUUCUAUCGAUCUAGACGAACGCAGCCUCGCAUCCAUCCUACUGACCAAGGCUAGUUCCGAGCUGGAGGAAGCUCAUGCCACAGGCAAGUUUCUCCAAGAAAGAGUCUAUCGAUGCGAUGGGCAUGGCAACGGCAACCCCAGUAAAUGGGCGAUUUUCAUAUCAACACCGUACCUGAUCCGUGGAGAGGUCGCCGAGGAUGCCAGGACCGAUCCGGAUUUUCAUCGUCCUCGGACCCUCUUUGAAUUUGUCUACAAAGACCAGGAUACUUCGUCGCAAGAUAAACGGCAAAUACUCCAGACGUUGCUGGAUCCAUUAGGAAUUCUCCACGUGCAUAGUCUGUGGGCGCUAUUGUUCAGCUCUGGGACCAUGGUUACAAGCUCUCCAGACUCUAUUAACGACAUGCUCGGACCUUCGGUGCAGGUGACGGACAUCACCAGAACGGCUCAAAACAACGAACUUCAGAUCAUCCGACUCCUAGACCCGAGUGACAGAACAUUUUUCCUCCCGGUGGAACAAUGUCGGACCUGGUUUGCUGUAAUGGAUAAAGUGGUGGGGCUUUGCGGUCGAAGAUUUGGAGACUUACCUGAGUUGUAUCAUUUGAAAGACAAGGAUGGCAUCGAGAUCACCGCCCCGGACUGGCAACCGUUUAUCAGCAGCCAGACCGAGUUUAGUGUCACUAUUCGGGUCUCUCUAUGCUCUACUGCUCCGCCUCCUGAAGCUCCACUAGCUCCUGGGGGUGAGCUAUACACCCCGCCCGACGGCGAUUGGCUUUCUAACCGGAAGGAGCUCGUCAUACGUGCUCGUGAAGACGAUCGUUACGAGCGACCGUCGAGAAGUAUCGUCAGAGAAACAAACCGCCGAAGACAGCCUCUGGAAGGAGCUGAAGAGCGACCAAGAAGACGAAACACAUCACCGCGUGAAAAGAAACGUAAUCAGCGGCUUGAACGCGAGGUGGCGGAGGUGAUGCAGUUUGAUCAACCCAAAUCUUCUGAAGCGACUAUAAGCCCUGCGAGUGUGGUCGACCGCGAACACGUUGGCGCCGCCGCGAUAUCAGGGUCUCUUCCCAGUCGAGAUCCUGCUGCACAAGACUUGGUCGACUCUCCGUCGGAGCUGUCAGAGGCCUCAGCUGAGGAAAAGGCAAAGCUUCAGGUGCCACAGCAAUUGAAGCACAAGAAAGUUUCCGACAAGAGAGGCGCCAAGGGCAAUAUUCAGAUUUCCUAUCCUGCGAUCGACCCUAUCAGAACAAGUACCCUGAGGAGCACACGGAGAUCGACUCACCGCGGCGAGUCUUGGGCGUUAAUUCCCUAUAAACCGCCACCAGAAGCGACUGUCCGAUCGGGCAUUCCUUCUCGCAGACCAGAACGCCACACACGACAGCUGGCGGACGUUGAAAGACCUGGGCUGCAAUCCUCAUCGCGCAGACGCGUCACAGACAGAGAGGAGAAAGCUCUGGUACGUCGAGAGGACACCACUUCAGAAAUAGAUUUCCACUAUGGGGUAAUGCACAGGCCCAAACAACCAAAAUACGAGGUCCGGAACAUUCCUACAACCAUCACGAAUACGGUUCGUGGGGCAGGUGGAUAUGAUCAUAUCUUUUAUGUGCCUAGAGAUAUUUAUGAGUCUCUGAAGAAUCCCCCGAAAGAGAUGCACAAUGUUACAGGCUUGUCCAAAAAUCCUGAAAUGGCAGGCAAUGCAACAGAAGAUAUCAAGGCGCGGGAACAGCUCGGUGAUACUCGGGUCUCAGGGGAAGAAGAGAAACAACCGAGCAAGCCACCAGAACCUACUUGGAAGGUAAAUCAAAAUGAAGGCGACCAACAGCCAGCCCCGCCGCUACCGGUAUUCCUCUGGCCAACCGGCAAUCUGAAGCCAAAACAACCUGGAAACCUUGCGCCUUCAACUAAUGGGACUGUCGGGCGAGAAUCAAGUGACCGAUUCCUGCCCGGAGGCUAUCCGACGACGAGUCUCAGCGCCAUUCUACAAGAUACUUCUGAUUUACAGGUUCUCAACUUUAUCCUCGCCCAGGUGGACUCAAACCUCACUCAAGGAAACCGGGUCAUGGCCCACAGGCUCGGUGGCCUAAGUGAGAAAGAAGGGCCGAUCUAUAAAGGCCUGCUCGAGUCUUCAAAGCAAGCGGUUGCAGAGAGAGUCAAUACGCUUUGCAAAGAAUCUUUGCCGGUCAGGGCGGAAGGGGAGAUGAAAUCGCACCGUGACAUAUUCCCCAAAAUCCAGUUGUGUUUCGACAUUUUGGUGGAGCUGUUGGAGUUCUUCCUUCCUCAAGACUACCCGUCGGUGGUAAUCAAAAAGUUCUGGUACGCCGUCGAGGUUUUCAUCAAAGGACUGCAGCAGUUGAUGUCUGCCAACAAGGCAACGCCGAAGUCACCAAGCACCACUAAGGUAACCGAAACUUACUACGUUGUGAGAGCGGACUCCGCCCCUCGAAGGUCUGGUGAGCCCGAGUUGAAACUUCCUGAACUCGACAUCAAUCGUUGCCAUGAUUGUUUGGAUCAACAAUCAUAUUCGCAGCUUGCGGAUGUUAUCCAGCACUUGCGAGCGUCCCAUUUCAUUGCAACAGAAGUCUCAGAGAUGGAUUUGAAGGAAUGGAUCAGGACGAGUGACGAAGUGGCCGCGUUCCAGCUGGAAUGCGAUGCCAAACGGCUCGUAGACGAAGUUCUCAGUCAUUGUACCAGUCUUCGCACCAUGAAAAACGACAUCAUCGCGGGCACCUGCCGUGAUCGGAAAUUCGAGUCGUCCACGUACCGACUGCCCAACGGGUUGGUCAAAGGCUUUGAACGAAUCUUGAUCAUGAUGGCAUACUCUGGCUACGCCGUCUCGUCGACCCACCAGGCCUAUCGAAAGUCACCCCGUGAGUUUCGUUCUUUCAUGGAGAUUGAACAUAUCAACCAUAUUGUGGAGCUUGGGUACGCGGCUGAAGGAGCAUUUGAAGAAGCCAAGAACAAUCUGAUGCUGAUGAGUCGCGUCAAUGAGUUCUCUAGUAGCAUUCACUACGAUACCGUGGGUCCCGAGUACUUUUUGAUGAUGUUGCUUGGGGAUCUGAAGGACCGAGUGUCGAAGAGACAUCCACUGGACUUGAUCGGAAUUUAUCAGAAACAGCUUGACCGUCUGACUUAUGAGAUCAACAAUCGACCCCGACGCCGCCUUCUGCAAGAGAUACAGAGCCUUGAAGAGGAGGCCCUAGCUGUCACAGAUCUCACGGAACAAGGCUGGUUAACUUUGUCGGACUACUACGACAAGUUAAAUCCGCGGGGGUUCAAAACUACGACGACAACGCGCGACGCCCUCUUUUACGACUUCGAACUCCCCCUCUACGGCAAAUUAUUGCGUGACAGCAGGGAGGACCUCGAAUCGUACAGCCGAAUCCUAGAUGCCAUCCCACGGAUCCGGUCGCUCUUGGUCCAGAGUGUCGAGAUUCAGCAGGAAGACCACGGAAAGGCCAUUCUGGUCUUCACGAUCGUGACCAUCAUCUUCCUGCCCAUGUCCUUUGUUGCGAGUCUCCUCGGCAUGAACACAAAGGACAUUCGCAGUCUUGACGAGGGUCAGUGGAUUUUCUGGGCCGCGGCAAUGCCUCUUACCGUGCUUGUGGUUGCCAUCUCCGUCUGGGUCGGGUACCGGAGUGAAUCACUCAGCCUCCAAUUGUGGCACAUCAGGAAAAGAUUAUUUGCUCGUCAAGGUCUAUCUGGAUAUCUGCGAGAGCAGCAAAAAGCCAUGAACGAAGCAGUCCACGAAAGUGACUACGAAGCACUCUCGCGGCAAAAAUUGUCGCGAUGGGGCAGAAAGUCUACCAAUGUGGCGCAACACCUGAACUCGAGACAUCAAAUGAUGAAUCACUACAGACACUCAGAGCAUGAUGGGGAAGUCUGA
Cladophialophora immunda is the source of this 4649-nucleotide messenger RNA. RefSeq lists its product as uncharacterized. Gene Ontology annotation, molecular function: metal ion transmembrane transporter activity. Gene Ontology annotation, biological process: metal ion transport; transmembrane transport. Lineage: Eukaryota; Fungi; Ascomycota; Eurotiomycetes; Chaetothyriales; Herpotrichiellaceae. Bases 309 to 4649 code for a protein of 1446 amino acids. The transcript has 6 exons. The record is from RefSeq and is a predicted model, not a curated record. Gene Ontology annotation, cellular component: membrane.